Molecule: messenger RNA, 1663 nt
Organism: Scomber japonicus (chub mackerel)
Lineage: Eukaryota; Metazoa; Chordata; Actinopteri; Scombriformes; Scombridae
Gene: wipi1
Product: WD repeat domain, phosphoinositide interacting 1
Exons: 13
Coding region: 157-1500 (447 amino acids)
Biological process (GO): protein localization to phagophore assembly site; nucleophagy; autophagy of mitochondrion
Cellular component (GO): cytosol; phagophore assembly site membrane; extrinsic component of membrane
Molecular function (GO): phosphatidylinositol-3-phosphate binding; protein binding; phosphatidylinositol-3,5-bisphosphate binding
Source: RefSeq, a predicted model, not a curated record
GCGGCCCCGCUGCUCCGCGCUUCACUCACACAUCAGCUGCGGACACAUUUCUUCCACAUUGGAGCUGUCUUCCGCCGACAUCGAGCGAAGAGGUGCAGCCGAUCCCAGGCCUCCAAUCCAGGGCGGAGGGAGGGAAGGAGGUCGCUGGGAAUCGGGAUGGAGACCGGAGAGGCUGCUGGCGGGCCUGGUGGACCGGACGGACAGGGGAUCCGGUUUGGCUGCGCCUCUUUCAACCAAGACUCCACGUCACUGGCUUUGGGAACAAAAAACGGCUACAAGCUGUUCUCUCUGACCAUGGUGGAAAAACUGGACUGCAUCCAUGAGAGCGCAGAGACUCCAGAUGUCUACAUCGUGGAGCGCCUGUUCUCCAGCAGUCUGGUGGUGGUGGUGAGCACCGCCAUGCCGCAACGUAUGAACAUCUACCACUUUAAGAAGGGGACCGAGAUCUGCAACUACAGCUACCCCAGCAACAUCCUGUCUGUCAAGCUCAACAGACAGAGGCUCGUGGUGUGCCUUGAAGAGUCCAUUUACAUCCACAACAUCAAAGACAUGAAGUUACUCAAGACUCUGCUCAACACUCCGUCCAACCCCUCAGGUCUCUGUGCUCUUUCUAUCAAUCAUUCCAACUCUUACCUGACGUACCCCGGCAGCGCCACCAUCGGGGAGAUCAUAGUAUAUGAUGCCAACAAUCUGAGCACAGUGACGAUGAUCCCGGCUCAUGACAGUCCUCUGGCAGCUCUCACGUUCAACGCCUCAGCCACCAAACUCGCCAGUGCCUCAGAGCGGGGCACAGUCAUCCGAGUGUUUUCCAUUCCUGAGGGCCAGCGUCUCUUUGAGUUCCGUCGAGGCAUGAAGAGGUAUGUCAGUAUAAGCUCUUUGUCCUUCAGCCCCGAUGGUCAGUUCCUCUGUGCUUCCAGCAACACAGAGACAGUGCAUAUCUUCAAACUGGAGCAAAUGGGACCAAGUGGAGAAGACGAUGCUGCCACCUGGUCAGCCUACGUGGGGAAGAUGUUCUCAGCAGCCAGCAGCUACCUCCCUGCUCAGGUCUCCGGCAUGAUGAGCCAGGACCGGGCCUUCGCCACCGUUCACCUCCUUUCAUCCGGCCAAAAGAACGUCUGCACCCUGGCUAUGAUCCAGAAGCUUCCGCGGCUGCUGGUGGCCACGGAUGACGGCCAGCUGUUUAUCUACAACGUGGAUCCACAGGAUGGAGGAGAGUGCAUGUUGGCACACAAACACAGGCUCUUUGGUAUUGAUGAUGACCAGUUUGAAGGUACAGAAUCAGAAGGAUCAGAGGUCACAGGGCCAGCACAGGCAUAUCCAUCUUAUGCUGCAACCGCUGCCUUACCAGCCUCUGGUCCCAUCACUGCAACUCUUACUGGUUAUUGUGAAGAUGGUGGAGCAGUGAAAGGCGAAGUCAUCCCAGAACACGAGUUUGCUGCUGGACCUGUGUGUCUGGACGACGAGAAUGAGUUUCCUCCUGUGAGCAUGCAGAAGUGUUAACUGUCAGCCAUAGCUAGUUCUCCUAAUUAACUGGUGCCGCGACGGGACUGGAGGUGGCCAGGGGAGGCGCUCGUGAGUGAGUGGGUAGAAGGACAAACAGACAGACAGGUGCCAGCGAGAGAGAUGAACAGCACAAAAAAAACAAAAAACAAGAACAGAACAA